CUGCUUUUCCUUCCUCUCUUUCUUUCUUUCUUUCUUUCUUUUUCUGAGGAUCAUCAUCCCAACGCUCUUUGCUUUUGGUGUCACACACCCUUAUCUGGGUUCAAUUUCUUUCCUUUCUCUUCGGUUUAUCCCCAAAAUGGUUUCAUCUGAUCGGUUGUUCAAUAGGGAAAGAACUCUUCAUGAGAUCCUUGGAGCUGGUCUUGUUGCAGAUUUGAUACUGUGGAGACAGAAGAAUAUUACUGUGGGAAUAUUGUUAGUCACACUAGCUGCUUGGAUUGUGUUUGAAAAAUCUGGUUAUACUCUUUUGUCACUUGUUUCGAAUGUUCUUCUUCUCCUCAUUGUCAUUCUUUUCCUUUGGGCCAAAUCAGCAGCAAUUCUUAACAGACCUGCUCCACCUCUACCACAUUUGCAUUUAUCAGAAGAAAUGGUGAAUGAAGUAGCAACUUUCAUCCGAAUUAGAGUUAAUGAUGUGUUUUCGGUUUCUCAAGAUAUUGCUCUGGGAAAGAACUCAAGGCUGUUCCUGAAAGUAGCUUCAUGCCUCUGGUUAAUUUCUUUUGUUGGUGGCUUGACUGAUUUCCUUACCCUGGCAUAUACAAGUCUCUUUAUUGUUCUUACAGUACCAGCACUCUAUGAAAGAUAUGAAGAUAAGAUAGAUAGACAUGUCUUGAAGUGCUACAGAAAAUUGUGCCAAUUGUAUGUGAAAAUCAAUGAGGAAUAUGUCAGCAGAGUCCAACAUUAUAUUUUAGAGAAGCAAAAGGUGAGCUGAGUUUGUUCCUUCAAAAUUCAUUGUGAUAAAAGAAUUUUAUUCACCCUUCCAAUGUGAGAUUUUGAUUGUGGGUUCCGAGGAUUGUGGUGGUCUUUUUCCCACUUUUUUGUUUAUCUUUUUUAUUUCUUUUCAUUUUUGCAUUUUUCAUCUUCAUUGAUGGGAAAUUUUUGUUUGGUACAUAAUGUCGGAACAUUUUUGCUAGAUUGGUGCAUGUAACUCCAAAGAGUAUUUUCUCUUCUUAUUAGAUAAACCAAGAAAAGUGUAGAUGUGGUUGCCAGACCAAAAUUUGUCACUUGCCAUUAUUAACAUGUAAUAUAGUUGGAGCCAGAAUCACAUUCACAUGCUCUCUGUCUCUGUCUCUCUUUGUUUUUUGUAUUAUUACAUGUAGAAAAUCAUGCGCACGU
Arachis stenosperma is the source of this 1170-nucleotide messenger RNA. Its product is annotated as reticulon-like protein B12. The transcript is spliced from 4 exons. The record is from RefSeq and is a predicted model, not a curated record. The coding region runs from base 137 to 766 and encodes 209 amino acids. NCBI's taxonomy places the organism in Eukaryota, Viridiplantae, Streptophyta, Magnoliopsida, Fabales, Fabaceae.